Messenger RNA from Columba livia (rock pigeon), 603 nucleotides. It is a transcript of the gene C17H22orf39, whose product is annotated as chromosome 17 C22orf39 homolog. Lineage: Eukaryota; Metazoa; Chordata; Aves; Columbiformes; Columbidae. Bases 135 to 581 code for a protein of 148 amino acids. The record is from RefSeq and is a predicted model, not a curated record. The transcript has 3 exons.
GGCUCGCAGGCCCGGGGGCGGGGCGGUGAGACAGCCUGUUUGUGCCGCCGCUCGCCAUUGGCCGGACCCGCCGGCCUUCCUGCAAAGCGCGGCGGGGAUUGGCCACGGGGUGGUGGCCCUCGGGCGGGGGCAGCAUGGCGGGCGGCGGGAGCUGGCGGCCGCCGCGGUCGUGCGAGGACUACUGGUGGGAGUGGAAGCACUGCCGCGGGCUGCGCCACGCCUUCCACCACUACUACACGCACGGGGAGCUGCCGGCCUGCGGCCGCUGGCGAGAGGACUACGAGGCCUGUCGCGCCUGGGAGAGGGGCCGCGCCGCCGCCGCGCAGGUACCGCCGGGCCCCGCCUGCCCCUGCAGCCUCGGCAGCGAGCGGUUGGCGGACACGCAACGGGGAGGGGUUGGAAAACCGGGCGGCCACUUGGGGUGGAGGAAGCUUUGUGCAAGAGUGAAAGAGCUCGCGUUAUGGAGAAACAGAAAUACGCUCCAGUGUGGAAGCUCAGGAAGAGCCCACCACCAGACUGGUACCUUCCACUUGACGAAGACAAAUCAAAUUAGAAAGACUGUUUUGCUGUUUGGUCAGUAACGUAAUACAUGAUGCAGAACUA